AUGGAACUUCGCCGUCUCUUCCCCGUCUUGGUCCUGCUCGUCCUCUCCGCCUCGCUUCUUCCGCUCGCUUCCUCCCGAGUAUUUCCGUCGCAGGCAAUCGGCCACGAGCGCUCCCCAAGGCAAUUUGACUGCAGCAAGACGUCGUGGCCCGAGGUUGUGGGCAUGACGGGCCAGGCGGCUCGCGCCUACAUCCAGUCGUCAGUGCCGCAGUGCAACUAUGACAUCGAAAUCAUCCCUUGGCAGGCUUUGGUCACCGCCGAUUAUCGCGCCGAUCGCAUUCGCAUCUUCGUGGACGAAGGCGGGAUUGUUCAAAUGAUUCCCGUGGUUGGGUAA
Closterium sp. NIES-65 is the source of this 333-nucleotide messenger RNA. The record is from the annotation of a GenBank genome assembly. NCBI's taxonomy places the organism in Eukaryota, Viridiplantae, Streptophyta, Zygnematophyceae, Desmidiales, Closteriaceae.